Molecule: messenger RNA, 11586 nt
Organism: Uranotaenia lowii
Lineage: Eukaryota; Metazoa; Arthropoda; Insecta; Diptera; Culicidae
Exons: 2
Coding region: 11-1144 (377 amino acids)
Source: RefSeq, a predicted model, not a curated record
ACGAAAAGUGAUGGUCUAUUUGACCGAUCACAACUCUGCCAACCGUUUGAUACAGAGCGAAAUAGUCAAAACUUAUGGAUAUAAGGCCUAUGUCCCGAAACAUCUUUUAACAGUAACAGGGGUCAUCUCGGACGUCCCAACUGAGAUAAACAAUAAUGACAUCCUACAGGAUAUUCAAAGCGCGGUUCCUGUAAUGGAUGUUUACAGGCUCAAUCGUUUUGAGAACAAUAAGCCCACACCAACCAAUCGGGUUAAAAUCACCUUUCGGACAAACCGUCUUCCGGAAACAAUCAAGCUGUACUGCUGUGUACUCAAAGUAACUCCAUACUACCGUAAAGCAAUAUUGUGCCUCAAUUGCUUACGGUACAACCAUAAGGCUGAAGACUGCAGAAGCGCCAAACGAUGUUCCACCUGUGGAGAGCAGCACCUAGAUGGAAAAUUCGACGAUUGCCAAAAGAAACCCUUCUGCCUAUAUUGCAAAACAGAACACAGCACAACCGACGUGAAGUGUCCGGAGAAGACCCGCCAGAACACCUUGAAAGCAGUAAUGGCGAAACACGGGCUUACAUUCCUGGAAGCCAGAGAAAAAUUUACAAUACCAACGUCCAACCAGUACAAUGCGUUGUUAGAAUUUGUAGAUUCACCAACCCCACAGGAGAGCUUCGCCAAAACAGUUACCAAGAAUGUCCCAAUGAGAAAGGUGGAAAAUAAACGACAUCCCAUAGCACAACCCGCCUACAAAGUCAACGACGAACUUUCCCGUAAGCGCGCCAGGAGUGAUAAAGAGCCAGAGAUAACGGGAACCUGUUUAAAUAACCCGGAGAGAGUCGGAGACAAGGAACGAUGGGUAACAGCACUGACCGCAGGUAAGCGCAAAGAAAAUAAUACGACAGGAGAACAGUUGGAGAUAGUUCAGAAAAAAGUAAGACAGCAGUUGCAGCAAUCUGAUCCGCAACAACCCAAAAAAUACCACCUUAUUGACAUUCAGGAACACAUCAUGAGGCUUUACACUGCAAUCAUGAACGACGCUCAGGCCAAAGGCCAAGUCCGGGAAAACAUUAAGGAAAUUGCGAAACAAUUCUUACCUUUUGAUAUGAUCCAUAACCCUGAAAUUUUGGAAAAUUCUAUAACAAACACCCAAUAAUUUCUGCAUUACAUUAUCCUACACGAUUUGAUACAUAUUUCAAUAUAACGUGACUCAUAAAAACAAGAGAAAAGCCAUCUGAAAAUUAUACAAAUACUAUUGUAUUACUAAAAACCAUCGAAAAAGUACACGCCAAGGAAGUCGCAUUAAAAAGGUUUAAGUACGAAAAUCUAUAAACCUCAUCAAAUAUGCAACAUACUAAUGCUGGGCAUAUGGUCUCGUCACCGGUCCCAUUGAAACAGUCUGCAUCAUUGAUGCAGCAAGAAAGAAAGAAGAAGAAGAAUUAUUAUUGUCUCAUCAUUGAUAGUUUUUCCAAUGGAAAACUUAAGAUUCUUAAUGAAAACCUGCGGUUUUGUAACUUGGAUUUGUUUACUCAACUGGAUUAUACACAAAACAUGCUAAUGACUCUCUACACAUUGUGAAAAUUACUAAAUUAACAGAAUCGAUAAUAUUUUAAGGUAAGUGGAAUUUUAUCUUUGUAGAGCAAUCAAGUUGUCUUAUUUUUAAUUUCUAUUUACAGAUUACGUGUUGAUUUGCAUUGAACUAGGAUAUAAUUUUUCGUUAAUCGAAGUGUUAUGAGAAUGUCAAAUGUUUUUCUUUGAAUUGGAGCAAAGAAAACUUGACAUAUUGAAAGAACUUUUCGAAACUGACGUGUUCAGUUCGUUUCAAUGCUGAAAUUCAUACGAGUUCAAUUCGUCAGACUUAUCUUCUGAGACAUCUUGACAUUGACCCAGGAUACACACCUCUUAAAAGAGUAUUUUAUUGCUGUGGAACAGACUUGUUUAUGCUGCAUCAAGCUAGCCGUCAUAGCUGGGGUAUCAAAAUGUUACUGUUUCUUCAGAAAUGAACCAUGGAAGGUUCCUGUUAUCCUCUGGCCAUUCAAAUCCUCCAGGAUAUAUGUGUUGGUGCCCAAUUUCUGACGAACUCGAACCUUUGUAAACUUGGGCGCUAGUUUACCCACGAAAUUCUUCGAUUUGUCUGACAAGUGUACGUUUUUCUUGAACACUACAUCUCCACAUUCAAAAUUAUGUUUCUUGUUCGCUCGGAGGUUAUAAGGGCCCUUAUUCUACGCCGCGCAUGACGUGACGAUAGUCGAGUCACCCAAGUCACUCUAUUCCAGUAGUCGGUUUAGGUGAGGAACGUCACUUCGAAUGAACUUUGUGAGUUCUUUACCCUAUUCUCGUAGUCACCGUGGGUGAGAAUUGUCGCAUUCGGGUGACGAAUUUAGGUGACAAUUGUCGGUACCUUUUCAGGUGGCGACGAGAUAGAAAUUUAAGGGAAAAAUAAUGCCAAACUGAAUAAUUAGACUCUGCAUGUUUAAUCACGUUAAGUGUGACAAUUUUAAAAACAAUCUGAUUAAUUUAUUCGCAGAAGAGAAUUGUCAGAGGAGGCAAAUUUUUAUACAAAAACGCAUAUAUUUGCGUAGUUUGAAAUUACAAAUAAUUUUUUUUCGGGAUUUUCCCUCUCAUCUCUAUAAAUAAAUUAAAUUCACAAAUGUCCAGCAGGAAAUGAGAAAUCUUGUUUUAUUUGUUUCUUUCUUAAUUUAAUUUUUCAAGCUUGUUUUAAAUAAAACAGAAAAAAAGCAAUCCGAUUACAAUGAAACCGAAAUCUAAAUAAACAAGAAUUUGAAUUUUUCAUAGCAAUCAAAAUUUGAUUGCAAACUGUGAUUUGAAAUUAUGAAAUUGGCCUAACAAUAAAUAAUCUGGACUAGUCAGCUAAAUCAUUUUUCAGCAAUCAAAUCAAGAAAAAUUCUGCUCCAAAAUAACAUUAGUAAUUAUUAUCACUCAUUAAUCCAAAUCUGCCAAGAAAAUAAAUUCGUUUGCGAUGUUGCUGACCAACAAAAGAUGCAUUGGCCUAUUGGCGUUGCUGAAAAAGUCGGUAAUAUUUUCACUAGGCGAAAAGCGCGGGUUGCCUAUUUCAGUCAUCAUCUAUGUAUUCGGUCCAUGCAAAACUCCUCCUCCACGUGCCUGUAGAGUUGAUUGACUUACUGGUUCCUACCAGCGUUUGAUAGUUUUUUCCACAUACUGCUGAAAUGAAAACAAAAGGCAAUUUUACUUAAACUUUUUUACUAAACAGCAACUUUUUUUACCAACCUGAAACAGCAGCUAAGGUUUCGUAGAUAUCCGGAAGUUUAACACUGGUCUUUUAAGGCAACCGUCGUCCACUUCUGCGUUUAUGUGCAUUUUUUCCCCCAGUUCGGUGCUGUUUCCCGGCCCACGUUGAGCUUGUACAGCAAUUAUGAAAACUCCACUUUUUGCAGCAAAAUUUGUCCCAUUUUUCGUUUCAACCAGCUUGCUGAAACCGUACAAUCCGAUACUGGUCCCGGAAGAAGUGGAAUUUUCACUCGUUAUUUUAAAAUUCAUUUUCCAAAACUCGAAAUGUAAACACCGGCACAAACGAUCAGCGCAAAUUUCGCCAUUUUGACACAUGGGUUCAUUCAGUCACUCACCUCUGUCACUUCACCCCCAUCGACUCCGGGAAUAAGGUGACAGAACUCACGGUGACUCCGAGGUGAGGUGACAAUCCUCACGUCACGCGCGGCGCAGAAUAAGGGCCAAGGAAUCGAAUAUCUUUUAUACGCUUUAAGGAGAUUCUCGCGAACCGUUUGCCACAGCUGUGUUUGCUCUGCUGGGCUAAAAGAAACAUUCAAAUUGUCAGUCAAAUUCCUUAGAUGAUCGUAUUCUUUCCCAGAGCUUAUCAUGUUACGUCCAAAGUUGAGAAAAUAAGGUGUAAACCCGGUGCUAUCGUGCACAUUAGUUCGAAUCGCCAUCGCAAUUUGCGGUAUCGACUCAUCCCAGUUCUUAUGGUCAGUACGACGGUUUAAAGCGCACCGUAUCGCCGUAACGAUGACCCGAUUGACUCGCUCAGUUGGAUUUGGACUAGGGUGAUAUACUGCUAGAUUCCAAUGGGUAACACCGUACUUGGACAACAAAUUCUCGAAUUCUUUACAUAGGAAGACUUUGGCAUUAUCGGUAAUGCAAACGGAAGGCGCACCGAACAGAGUGAAUAUUUGGUUUUCGGUGAAGGUACAAACGCCUAUGGCGGUAGCGGACCUCAUACAUUGUACCAUAACAAAUUUUGUAAAGAAAUCGGUAACAACCAGCAACCACAUAUUACCUUUCUUGGACCGGGGAUACGGACCUAAGAAAUCCAUCGAGAUUAACUCCCACGGCCGUGAACACAUCUUUGGAUUUCCACAGACCGGAGUAACGUUUAUGUUCGGGGUUUUAGAUUCCUUACAAACAAGGCAGGCGAAGCAAAACCGUUUCACUUCCGACGACAUACGAGGCCAAUAAUACUUUUCCCUGAGUUUGGCCAAGGUUUUCAGAAAUCCUAAGUGCGCUUCUUCGUGAAUAGCCUGAAUCAACGGUUUUCUUUCCAGCAACGGGACCACAUAUUUCCACCGCAUGCCAGGAUCUUCAGUCAAUGAAGUAUUGGUAACAAACUUAAAUACUUUUUCGUCAAUGAUUUGGAAAUCUUUGUAUCUUUCCGGGAAAUUUCUAAUUUGACUUUUCAACUGAGAGACAUAUGUGUCUGGAAGCUUCGCGACAACGCGUCGGCCGAAAUGUUUUCAGAGCCCUUUUUGUACUGCAACACCAUGUCAUACUUUGACAAUUUCAAUGCCCAUCGAGCGAUCCUUGGCGAUUUUGACUCGAUAGACAUGGUACGCAAAAACGUUAGAGACAUCGCAUCGGUCUGAAUCACGAACUGGCUUCCUUCUAUGAAGUGCCGGAAAUUUUCAAUGCUCAGCAGAACUGCUAGGCAUUCCCGUUCUGUCGCGCUAUACUUCCGCUGAGUGCUUGACAACUUUUUUGAGUAAUAUGCAAUACAACGUCGUUCUCCUUCGAGGACUUGAGUGAGAACGGAUCCUACUGCUAAGUCUGAACUGUCUGUCUCUAUUAUAAAAGGAACAGAAAAGUCCGGAUUAGCUAAUAUAGGCGCGGAUACUAAUGCGGUUUUUAAUUUCCCUAACGCCUCGUCGGCUUCCUGGGUCCAUGCAAAUGUUUUACGGUCUUUUUUCAAAAGAUUACUUAUCGGAGUGGUGAUUUCAGAAUAAUCCUUUAUGAAUUUCUGAUAGAAACCCGCUAAACCCAAGAGUCGUCGUACGUCUUUGACAGACUUGGGGGUACUAUAGUCCAAGACGGGUUGGAUUUUGGCCACGUCCAUAGACAGGCCAUCCUCGGUUAGUACAUAACCAAGGUAACGGACCUGCUUCUGACAGAAUCGAGACUUAAUUAUAUUGAUAGUUAACCCGGCCCGUUUUAAUCGAAUCGCGACUUCCUUAAUCAAUCUCAGGUGUUCCUCCAACGUGAGAGAAGUGAUGAUUAUGUCAUCUAAAUAGACAUAAACGCGAGGCUCCAUGUCAUGUCCGAUGACCUUGGACAUCAAGCGAAUCAUUGUCGCAGGGCUGUUAGCUAACCCAUAGGGCAUUACCGUGAACCUAAAGACCGACUUAGUGGUCCUGAAUGCCGUCUUAUCCUUUGCCGAGGGUUCUAAGCUAACCUGAUAGUAAGCUUCAGAUAAGUCUAUGACCGAAAAAUAUCUCGAUUUUUGUAUUCUUUGUAGGAUGCCAACCAUAUUCGGAAACGGAAAGUCAUCUUUCCGAGUAGCUGCGUUUAGUCGUCGUGAAUCAAGACAAAUCCUCCACUUGCCGUUUGCCUUUCUGACUGGCAAGAGUGGAUUCAAGAAAUCUACCGGACCUUCGCAUUCUUCGAUAACACCGAGUUUCAGCAUGCGUUCAAUCUCGGCAUCUAUAACGGAUUCUACCUUGGGAGACCAUUUGUAUGAAGCGAAUUUCUUCGGCCUCAUACCCGGGAUUAGAUCUAUAGAAUGCUUUAAGACUUUCGUUCUACCUAAUUUUCCUUCCACCGUAACUGGCAAUUCGGAGAUGGCUUCGAAAAGAGUUUUCCUUUCUUGCACGGUGAGAUCAUGCUCAGUUACAAUAUCUUCCGGCUUAUCAAUCGUUUUGUCAGGGAUUUCUAUCGUUGGCAUAUCAAGACUUUCAUCUUCUUCUGGAACAACAACCUUGAACUUACUGUCGAGCUCAUCUGUCGGCGACAGCUGAAAACAGAAAUUUUCAGACUGUUCACUAAAAUAAUCUUCAAUUACUAAUAAUUGAUUUGGCGUGGAUGGACUUGCCUCGUUUUCGGAAUAACUUUCUACGGGAAUUGAGGUAUUAGGACUUAUUAAUUGAAACCCGAAUUUCUUGAGAAAAUCCAUUCCCAAGAUCAACGGUUUGGUCACCUCAGGUACGACUACUGUGGGAAUCACGUGAGUUGUUUCCUGAUAGGUAAACGGAAUGUUGACAAAUCCGAGACAUCGAUAUGCUGUUCCGUCAGCUGUUGAAACUUUCAAAUUUACAGGGUUGAUUUUCAGGCCGAGCUUUUCAAUCAACGGUACCGCACUAAUCACGGACACACUCGCUCCAGUGUCUGCAAGACCAACUACAUUUUCGGACAUGAUUUUCAAACUUAUGUGGGGGCAUUUGCUAGUGAAGGUGUUAAUCUGAAAUGUUCGUUCAAAAUAUUCGAAAUUAGGAAUAGGAACCUCUACGAAAUCGCGGUCAGGAGCUUGGUUCCUUAAGUCUCCCAUCCUUAUUCGUUUUUUGACUCGUUAGUCACAGAAUAUCGUGAACGCAUUUGGUGUCGAUUUGGACAACGAAAAGCAGUGGUAUCCGGAUGACCACACAUGUGACAGAAUAUCAACUUACUCUUGUCACAUUCUCUCCACAAAUGGCCUAUUUUCCGACAAUUCCAACAAACCAUUACAUCAGUUACGUUAUUCCCCGAGUCCGUUUUCGUUAUUCGACCACCAGUAAAUUUCGUGUCUGUUUGCGACUUGAUAACGCAAACAUCUUCAGUUUCUUCACGGGUCAAGUUACCUUCAUUUUUUUCUAAUUCUUCUUCUUCUAGACAAUUCAACGGUACGUUACGAUUCAAAGGCUUCAGGUGGUUCAAAUUGGUUUCUACAGCAUCUAGCUUGUAACACAACUGAGCUAGGUGUUCAAUCGAGUAGAUUGGUUCCAAAGCUAACCUUCUUUUAUAUCCUAGCCUCAUGUUUUCGAAAAUAAUGUCAAACUUCUCCUGCUCAGUCAUUUUUUAGUCAUUCUUCUUGCUAGAGUUUCGAUGUCAGUUAAAAAUGAACUAAAUUUUUCGUUAGGCUUUUGCUUUCUGUUACGCAUUUCUUCCUUGAAUGAUCGAUCACGAUUAGGAUCGUCGUAUCUCAUGAGUAGCUCACUAACUAAUUUCCCCCAAGACGUGAAACGUUCUUCGUACGUGGUGUACCAAUUGUACGCAUCAUCACGGAACAACAGAUGCGCGUGUAUGCGUAAAUCUUCCUGAUCAAUGCCAUACGAACGACAUAGCAGAUUGAUUUGUCGGAGGAAGUCAACAACAGGUACCUGAUUGGCUUCUCCGCUAAAUUUAGGCCAUUUUUCAAUUAUAUUGCAUUGCUGAUAGGGAAGACGUCGAGGCUGGACAAAGUUUACUUCUGCACCGUAGGGCCCCGAAAUCGCGUUCCCUAUCUCCCGUUGUGUGGGUUGGUUCAUCUUACCACUAGGAUGUGGUGAAGGUGGCGCAGAUUGCGAAGGUCUAACCCCAGAAAUCGGUGGGGGUUUAAAUGGAUUCAAUCCGUUCAUACUCAGAACAGGAUUAGUAUGAUCAUGAGUUAAGGAAUCGGUAACCUGAGGCCUAUAUUGAUCUGAAACCAUCGUAGUAUUAAAAGGGUUUGCGUAACCCAAAUCUAAUCUUUGCGACUGAGGCGGCGUCGGGGCUAAAGUAGUCGGACGAGCCCUUGAAUUUUGUAACGUCACGUUCGCAAUUCUUUCCACGAGCUGAUCGAUUGCAUUCGAAUUAAUUGCACGGUCUGACCGUAACGGUCCUUGAUCGACCAGACUAUUUACGUAUACGCGGAUAUAAUUUUCAACUUCGGAAACAUGUAAGUAUUCAUAAUCAGCGGACCGAUGCAGUUCAGGAUUUCUUGACUGCCCAAAAUUCGAAACGUUAUUUCCCGACAAGUGAUUACCCGUAAAUCCUGUACGAAAUGGUUCUCUGAUAUUCGUCGACUGCGAUACAUUCAGUACAUUUCCCGCCGAGGCCACCGGCUGACCAUUCAAUGAGCGAUCAUUAUUCCAAAUCGGCAUCGGGUUCGACCGAGUUUCAGUUACCGUCGAGGCCACCGGCUGACCAUUUACUGAGCGAUCAAUAUUCCAAAUCGGCAUUUGGUUCGGCCGAGUUUCAGUUACCGUCGAGGCCACCGGCUGGCCAUUCACCGUACGAUCGGCAUUCCAAAUCGGUAUAGCGUUCGAUGGCAGAUCAUUUCCUGUCGCGGCGUGUUCCAUUGAAGGUCGGGGAUUAGUUAAAUUUGACAGGUCAAAUCCUAAAAAUGCGGAUUGAUUGUUAACAGAAAAUCGCGAAAAAUCUUGCAAACCGUGUUCUUGAAUACCGGAAAUUAUCGGCUGCGGAUUAGACGUCGAGGAUUGUGGUUCCGCGAGAUUCGUUUGGACGACCGAUUCAUUCGAUUGCGCACCGAGCUGAUUUUCUAACGUAUCAGAAACCUGAAGCCGUGACCCAGACAAGUCUCUAUCAAGGGUUGACGGAACAUCAAAUCCGUACCCUAAACCUUGAGAAGGAAUUCUAUAUCCAGAUGCAGUAGCCUGGUCCGUACCACGCACAUUAGUUUCCGAAAUUCCCGGUGCAUCCCUGUACGUAACUGAACCACUCGUGAGACUUCUGGCCAGCAAAUUCAAAUCGAUUUUAUAAAACUUUUCAGCCAAACUACUAACCAGAUUGGUCAAAAUCAUUUGAUUUUGUUUUUCCGAUUCAGUCUUAGGUGAAUACCUCGCUAAUCGCCGAUGAUAAUGAACGAGUCUAGUGUAUAAAUUACCAUGACGUCGACCGAUACUCAGAACUUGUUCAAUUUGUUUCAGAUUGCUGGUAAUCCGAACAUAAUCCUCUGUCAAAUCUUGUGAUGCUGGAAAACCCAAUGUCGUGGAAUCUUCCUGGUCGCGCAAAAGUGUUCGUAACGUUCUUCUUUUAGAGUUAAGUGGCUCAUUGAGCCUAGCUCCUCGCAACGAAAGCUCAUAAUCCAGCUCAUCUUCUUCAAGAUGAUCUGCAUUUAUUCGAUAAUGCUCCAUUUCAACCCGUAAUCAGGUGAAAUUUUUUUAUAUAUGUAAUUAUAUAUUACUGAUAAUCCAAAAUCCAAUCAAAAUUUCCAACAAAUAACUAAUAACUAUAUUUUUAAUUUAUCCAACCAAGUUUAAGCAAAGUGGUUCUAGAGGGUGACAGGGUUGUAACUAUAAAUCGCAAAUUAAAUUCAAAUUGUAUCAAGAUCAAACGGAACCAAAUAGACUAUCUUUUCGUGCCCCACGUUGGGCGCCAGAAUUAGUAACGAAUGUUGUUGCUCCCGAACAAACAACAGCUUAAGCGCCACUCUCGAACGUCGAGAGACUGUUGAUGCGUGUUACCGUGCUCGGCUUUUGAGACUUGAAACAGGGCGGGUUAAGUAUAGUUCAAACACCCAAACUCAUUUUGGCUUUCCCAACAACUAAACGAAGCGCAUACAGAACAGACUCAAUUUUAUGACUGGAAAAUAUUUCUGGCUCUUAUUUUCAACUGACGUUAGUUAAACUAAUCUUACAAAAUAUCCCUUUCGCUAGUUGUCUCCUGUUGUAUUUUCAUGAAUGAAAAAUCUGUUUUAUAAAAGUAGACUUUAUUCGACAAAAGGCAAAAAAGGAAUGAACUAAAUUUUCACUAGUUGAUUUUCCUUAGUGAUAAAUGGUUGCUAUGCUAGUAGGGAAAACCUUGAUGGCUCCAACCUUGAUGGCAUUCUGAUCAUACUUUGAGGUCGUGGUGGUCUGGAACCUGAGGGAAUAGGUUCUUUGGUUGAUUGUAGAGGACUCCAUUCUUCAACGUCUUCCUGGAAUUCGGCUUGAUCAUCUGCUCGAAUGGUUGAGUCAGCUGGGAUUCUGUUUCGUUGAUGGGAGCAGUGGAACACGGUUCUUGAUGUGUUGGUACCGGUUUCCGAUUUGAUGAAAUAACUUCCGAACGCUGUUAUGGUGUUACGUCCCGCUGAUUCGGUGACGGGAAUCCAAACAUGCCCAUGAGAAUGUUGAGUGGUGGAUUGCAAUCAGCUAUUGUUCCCCUCUCACCCCGCUUGAGUUGAUUAGCAGAUGAGCGAAUUAUAUCGUAUUCGUUUUCACCACUCGAACGUGUUGCACAAUCCCCGUUAAAAACAAGCAGUUUGCGUCGUCCGUGUCGUGGUGUGGAAACUGCGUUGCAUCAUUGGACCGAAGUAACUUUUCUGGUUCAAACUGGAUGGAAAAUCUUUGAGAGAGGUAGUGACCACAAAUCAAACAUUUCGAUCCAAUCCACGCCGAAAAGAUUGUAGUUUUGCACAACCCAGAUUUCGUGUUCUUGUCCAGAGUGAUGUUACAAUGCAGCUGAUCAAUGAUGUUCAAGGGUUUUCCUGAUGCGGUUUUUGCUUGGGUACCGAUUUGAUGUAGAGCCAAGUUCCUGCCACGAAUGCUUAAAGAGGAUGGUGAUGUCGGACGCUGUAUCAAACUUCAUCCGUAAUAUCACUACGUCGAUGAGGAACUUUCGUGACGCUGCACUGCUUCCACGGUUGAUGUCAAAAAUUCGUUUGACUUUUUCCUUCUGUUUCUUGCUUUUGGCAGAUGGCUUCGCCGAAAAGCAAUUGCAGUAGCCUUUAUUGUGGCCCGUUUCAAUGCAUAUUUUGCACGUGUGAAUUGAAAAUAAGCAAUCACGUACAAAGUGCAUAACUCCACACUGCCAACAAGAACUCCUUGGAACGCUUGACGGUUUCCUUGGUGAUGAAGCGGGUUGAUACGACUGAUUUUUCCGGAUGAUUGCGCAGAUUGAAGCCGUCGUUGGUUGCUUCUGUACCAGCAUAGCCAUGUGGGAUUUUGAGUUAUGUAAACGUUGGCAUUCGGUGAUCAAGCUUUCCAGUUUACAUUACCCUUUGCCUUUCGGAUUCCAACUUCGACAACAACCUUGUUCGGAUGUCAGAUUUCUUCGGAGACCGUAGACCGCAAAUGGAAAUUAAGGAUUUGAACUGAUCUGCGGUGAUUUUGUUCAGCUCUAAAUCCUCGCUGUUAAUGCUGAGGCUCCUCAACAGCAGGCGAACUUUAACUUCGUCAUCCAGAUUUUCUCCGUCUUUCAGAAACAGGUCCUCGUACUUCUGGAACCUACCUACCUACCUAAAUGUCCAGCGCCGAUUGACCGACGCAUAGGGCUGAGAUAAAAGAUCUCCACUGCUGGCGAUCCGGAGCCAGCGUCUUCCCUUGCUGCCAGCCAAGACUGUGCGGAUUUCAACGGCUAGACUACGCUGCCACGAGCUUUUGGGCCUGCCUCUUCUUCGAUGUCCAUCUGGAUUCCAGUCAAGCGCCUCUCUGCAAAUCUCGUUUUCAUCUUUUCGCAGCGUGU